UAUGAGGAAGCAGUCGAGCUUGGCAGUGUAGACGCGAUGAAAUGUCUUGGAGACAUCUUUGGUCUGGGAAAGGGUGUAAAAAUGAAUCGAACGAAGGCAAAGAAAUUCUAUCGUAUGGCUGCUAUUCGAGGCCACCCGCAGGCGCAACAUAACAUCGGUGUUCUAUUGACCCAUCCUUCUGAGGUCAGCGAAGGCGAUUCAGCUGAAGAAGGUCUCCUACACCUAAUAAACAGCGCGGCGCAAGGUUACACACCGGCUGAAUGCAUGCUAGGUCGCUGCUACUGCGUCGGAAUUGGCUGUGAAGUGGACUUGCAAAAAUCCUAUUUCUGGUAUUCCCGCGCCGCCGCGAAGGGCGAC
Aureococcus anophagefferens is the source of this 357-nucleotide messenger RNA. RefSeq lists its product as hypothetical. The annotation marks the transcript as partial. The record is from RefSeq and is a predicted model, not a curated record. NCBI's taxonomy places the organism in Eukaryota, Pelagophyceae, Pelagomonadales, Pelagomonadaceae. The transcript has a single exon. Gene Ontology annotation, molecular function: protein binding.